GAGACGAGAUGUACGGAAUCGUUCAUCCGGGACAUUAUCGGACUUGCACGAGUAAAAUGGCGACAGUUCUUAUUGCAUGUUUUCUUCGCGGUUGAUACUUGAUGAACGGAACUCAUCAUGAAAGUCGACCGCAGCAAGCUCAAGAAGAGCUCUUCAGAAGUGCCCAGUGACUGCAAGGCCCUCAUUGAGAAGCUGAAGUCAUGCGCCGAUCUCAGCGCCGAGCUUGCGCACAUCAACACAUGGAAUCACGGCAAGUGUGAACUGUUCCACUGGGUGGAUGUCCUGGACCGGUUUGAUUCGGUCCUGGAGGACGGCUGCCGGACCACGCCCGACUGCCCUUGGCACCUGGCGCUGGACCUGCCCGGUCACGCCCCGCUCAAGCAGCUGGUCCACAGCGUCCUGAACUUCACCGCGCUGCUCAUCGAGCACAGCUUCUCCAGGCACCUCUACAAUUCCAUCGAACAUCUGACAACGUUGCUGUCAUCCUCAGACCUCAACACCGUUCUCGCUGUACUCAACCUGGUCUACGUGUUCAGCAAGCGGUCCAACUUCCUUAUCAAGCUUGCGGCAGAGAAGCGCCAGGAACUUUUCAGUCGGCUGACGUACCUAGCGGAGAGUUGGGGCGGUAAAGACAACGGAUUUGGCCUGGCAGAGUGCUGUCAGAAUGGACCCAAACCGAGGGUGCCGACCAGUGCAACAACGCUUCAUUUUGAGUUCUAUUCGGAAUUGGUCACCCCAGAAGACAGACCGGCCAAAAAACACACACCUCAUGCUGUGACGGUGAUACACUUGGAGAAUGUAGAUAGAAUUGCCGCCAGCCCGGCCGAAAUCAUGGAGGAUUUGAUGAAAAAUUACAAUGUACCCAAGGAAAAACAGAUGCUGCUGUUCACGCAUAUACGACUGGCUCACUGCUUUGCUACUCACGACAAGCGCAUGCAGUGUGUUCAAGCUAGACUGCAGGCGCUGUCUGUCCUAGUUUACUCAAGUGCAAUCCAAGAGGUCUCCAAUUCCUUGCUGUAUUCCGGCCUGGUGGAGGAGUUGGUAGAUGUUCUGGAGCUGGAUGACCUCAGGCUCGUCGAUAUCAAGGCAGCCUCACUACGUACGUUGACAUCAAUCAUUCACCUAGACCGAAACCCCAAAUUGGUAAACAUCAUUGAUGCAACAGGAGCUUCGUCCUACCAUGGGUUCCUGCCGGUGUUGGUCAGGAGGUGCAUACAAGCGAUGAUAGAUCCCACCAUGGAGGCAUUCCCCCACGCCCUGGCCACAGCACUCUUCUCAUUCCUGUACCAUCUAGCGAGCUACGAAACAGGGGGAGAAGCAUUGGUCUCCUGCGGAAUGAUGGAGUCGCUGCUGAAAGUCAUCAAAUGGCCCGGGGAGGACGAACAAAUCCACACCACGUUUGUGACGAGGGCCGUCAGGGUGGUGGACUUGAUCACCAAUCUAGACAUGGCUGCCUUCCAGACACACCAAGGACUCUCCACGUUCAUCAACAGAUUGGAGCACGAAGUAGCCAUCUGUCGGAAGCAGGCCCCAUUUGUCCUGCGGCCCAGCAUCAGCGGCGACCACGAUGGCUCCUACUCCCCGGCUCACUACGCGGAGGACUCAAUGGAGCUGGACUCGGUGGACGGAGGAGGGGGCGGAGUCAGUGGGAGCAAGGAGGAGGGGGCUGGAGGCAGCGGCCCCAAGGACAAGAAGAGAAAAACUGACGGUGCACAGUGCUUUCCCCAGAGGGCGGCGCUGCUCAAGUCCAUGCUGAACUUCCUGAAGAAGGCCAUCCCAGAUCCAGCGUUCUCCGACAGCAUCAGGCACGUGAUGGACGGUACCCUGCCUAGUUCCCUGAAGCACAUCAUCAGCAAUGCCGAGUAUUACGGUCCCUCGCUGUUUCUCUUAGCCUGUGAGUUGGUGACAGUGUACGUGUUCCAAGAACCCUCUCUCCUCUCCUCGCUGCAAGACACCGGUCUGACUGACGUCAUGCUCCAUGCACUCCUGAUCAAGGAUGUUCCAGCCACCAAGGAGGUCCUGGGCUCCCUUCCCAACAUCUUCAGUGCUCUCUGCCUCAACGCCCGGGGGCUGAACGCCUUCGUCCAGUGCAAGCCGUUCGACAAGCUCUUCAAGGUGCUGCUGUCGCCAACCUACCUGCCAGCCAUGAAGAGACGGCGCAGCAACGAUGCCCUGGGUGACACCGCAUCGUCCCUGGGCAGUGCAAUGGACGAGCUCAUGCGACACCAGCCCUUGCUGAAGGCAGACGCGAUGAAGGCCAUCAUCAAGUUGCUGGAGGAGAUCUGUGUGCUGGGCCGCGAUCCCAAGUACACCUGCAGUCGCACCCCAUCCAAGACCAAGGUGCAGGAAGGGGGAGGCGGCGCCGGCAACGGUGCCCCGUCCGGCAACCUGGACGGCGACGCAGGCAACGACACAUCCAGCGACGACGAGGAGGACGAGGACGAGAUCGCCAGCACCAUGAGCCAGACCAGCGCGCUCAAGACGGAAGCCGAGAUGCAGCCAUCCUUAGGCCCAGAAGUCAAGACACCUAUUCCACUGCUUGACUACAUCCUGAAUGUGAUGAAAUUCGUGGAGGCCAUCCUCAGCAACAACGCCACGGACGACCACUGCAGGGAGUUUGUCAACCAGAAGGGUCUGGUCCCGCUGAUGGGCAUCCUAGGCCUGCCCAACAUGCCGAUCGACUUCCCCUCCAACCCAGCCUGCCAGGCCGUGGCUGGAGUCUGCAAGUCGGUCCUUUCCCUUGCCCACGAGACGUCGGUCCUGAAGCAAGGCCUCCUGUACCUCAACGAUGUGCUACAGUCCCUUGAGCCCCUCCACCACCCCCUGGGCGCCCCGGGGGGCUCCGUGCUCCUCAGGGAGCUGGUCAACACGCCUAACAUCUCUGAGGCCCCCCAGUCGGCACAGGCCACGCCCCUGCUGCAUGCCAUGGCCUCUGCCCACGCCUACGUCACCAUGUUCGUACACGUGUGCAGGGUGGGUCAGAGUGAUGUACGUACCAUAUCAGUGAACCAGUGGGGUUCAGACCUGGGCCAGUCCGUCCUGCGUGGCCUGAGCAAGCUCUACACCUCCCUGGUCUGGGAGAGCAUUGUGCUCUUGGCUCUCUUCACCCCCGGGGCUCUGCCGGAGGGCUGCGACCUAGGCAAGGCCGAGAAGGAGAAACUCCUGCCCAAGGAGAUUCAGGUGCUAGUGGAUGAUGCCUCCAAGCCCAGCCGGAAGUCUGAGGACUCCAAGUCUGAGGACUCCAAGACCGAGGACCCCAAGUCUGAGGACCCUGAAGGUGCUCCAAGGACUGGGGAGCUGGACGCAGGUAUAGCCGGAAGCUCCCUAAUGGAUGUUAGUGACAUGGCCCUGUCCCCGAUGGAAGUGGAGGACUCUACCAAGCCUGAGGGAAAGGACAGCCGGGGAGCAGGGACCAAGCCCAAGAUGAGCCAGCAGAUGCUUCGGCAACUGCGUCAGGCCAUGCCGGUCCUCUACGCCCCCUCCCGCCUGGGCAAGGCACUGUCGGAGCUCUUUGGCCUACUGGUCAAGCUGUGUGUGGGCUCGGCCGGGCGGCAGCGCAGCCGCCAACAGCUGCAGCCCAACGUGAACUCGCCAUCUGAGGCGGCCAGGAAUACGGCCAAGGCCCUGACCGACCUGCUGGCCAGCAGUUUGUCUUGGACACCCCCACCUGCUUGCCCACUGCCAAAAUUCAGGCUUACCUUCUACAUCUGUGCCGUCAGCUUUGCCUCCUCCAUGCUCUUUGAUGAGAAGAAGAACCCCUACCAUCUCAUGCUGCAGAAAUUCAUGACGUCCGGUGCUCACACUGCCGUCUUUGAGGCAUUUAACUGGGCCCUGUCCAUGGGCGGAAAGGUCCCCACAUCGGAAGGUUUGGAACACGCUGAACUUCCUGAGGGCACCGGAGAAUUCCUGGACGUUUGGCUGGUGCUCAUCGAGAAGCUGGUGAACCCUGAGGCGGUGCUGGAUUCGCCCCACUCUCUCCCGGCCCGGGCCUCGCCGGGCAGGGCGGCCCACGCCCCCUUCAGCCCUGCCCAGUUCCUGAUCAGCACGCACAAGGCAGCCUUUGGGGCCGUGGCCAGCCUGUGGGAGCGCCGGCCCCUCAAGGUGUACGGUGGCCGCAUGUCGGAGUCGUUGCUGGCCAUCCUGUGCCACAUCCUGCGCGGUGAGGCUGUGGUCCGGGAGCGGCUGGAGAAGGAGAAGGCGGACGAGGCGGCUGCCGCAGCAGUUGCGGCGGCGGGCGAGGCCGCUAGCGGAUCGUCAGCCGGCGGCUCGUCGGUCUCUGGCGGCGGACCGUCCUCUUCCUCCUCGGCCCUGGUCAGCUCCAGGCUACUGGGGGACUCUGGUCUCUUUGAUGCAUCCGGGUUGCUCGGCAGAAGUCGGCCGCGAGCUGAGCCGAAUGAAGAACAUGUACAGCAGCUCAUCGACAUGGGUUUCUCCCGUGACCAUGCAAGGGAAGCCCUGCAGCACACAACGUCACUGGAGCAGGCAGCAGAAUGGGCCCUGACCCACCCACCAUCAAUAACUGCAGGUUUUGGCACAGGUCUCUCUGAGGAGGAGGAAAUGAUGCGAGCGAUCGCCAUGUCGCUGGGAGAGUCAAUCCAGAUGCCUUCAGACCAGGAGGAGGAGGAGAGGAAGAAGAAGGAGGAAGACGAGAGAGCCAAGAAGGAGCAGGAGGCGGCCAAGGAGAAGGAACGGCUGGCCAGCGACCGCAUCCCGGAGGAGCCCCCCUUGGACAAGAGCCUCUUGGAUGAGUUUGUCAAUAACAUGCUACCGGGCUGCUUCAAGCUGCUGGACGAGCUACCGGAUACCGUUUACAGAAUAUGUGACUUGUUGGUAGUGGCCAACAAUCGCGAUGGCGAGCCAUGGAGAAAGCGCAUGCUCAAGUCCCUGGUCAUUGAGAUUGCAGAGAACAGCAAGUUGCUCCUGGAGACGGCGUGUCCGGCUCCCCAGCACCUCUUUGGCAUGGGCUCAUCCGUGGAUGGAGCUUGGGCCACCGACCGUGCCACUAAACUGGCCACCAGUCCGCCAGCAGCUAAACUGGCACCCAGGCUACACUUGCUCUGCCUUCUCUUCGAGGAAAUGAAGGGUGUAUCAGCUCAAGCCGUGGACGAGUCUGGCGUUCUCCGGGUCCUCGUUUCGCUUCUCGAGGAGUCACAGAAGUGCAUGUGCAGCGUCAAGGAAUGUGCAACACCAAAGUGGUUAGGCCCCCUGUUGUUACUGAUCGACCAGUUUGAGAAGGCUGCUGUAACUGCACGCAGGAAACUAGCUCAAAAAGGUGCCACCCACAUCUGGAAGUGGUUUGAUGACUCGACGGGCCGCUGGUGCACCUACAGCAGCGCCAAUAACAAGACGAUAGACGACGCCUACUGGGCGGGGAAACCCAUCGUCCGCUUCACAGCAGCGAGGAGGAGAUACAUGGUACACUUCAGCACCAUGGUCCAGCUGAACGAGGAGACUUUUAACCGACGGCCCGUCAUGCAGACGCUGCCCAGCAAAGAGCAGGCCAAGGACACCGACAGAGACGGCAAGGAGGACAAGCGACGAGACUCGGCCAAGAAACUCAAGACCAGUCGACCCACAGAAGGGGUUGGUUCUGCGUCCGUCAGCACCGAGGACAAACCAGCCACCGCCAGGGAGCCGGAGGUCGUCGCCAUCCAGGGCUUGGACAUGGACCACAUCAUCACCAUCAUCAGAUCAUGCGUUGGCCUGAUCAGCCUCCCCGUGGAGCCGGACACACUUCACGCCGUCAUGCGCGUCUGCCUGCGCUUCACGCGCAACCACCAGGUGGCGCUUCUCUUUGCCGAGCUGGGCGGGCCCCGCAUGCUGCUGUCGCUCAAGACAUCGUCUUCAUUUAACGGCUUCUCCUACCUUGCCACCAUUCUCAUCCGCCACGUGUUUGAGGAGAGAGCCGUGCUUCGCCAUGCCAUGGACAAAUUGAUGACGAGCAUCGGCAACCGUGGCAUCGGCUGUCCGGUCUGUGGUGUGCUGCAGGGCAGCAUCGGGUCCAGGGAGCUCCACUACGUCCUGAGGAAGCUGGGCCCGCUGGCCUGCCGGGACGAGGGGGUGUUUGACGAGACGGCCCGGUCCAUCCUGAGGAUCGCCCUGCCAGUGCCCAAGCGAGGUGAUGAGGAUGAGUCUCGCUACACUGGCCCCAACGCACUCCAGCUGCUCAAGGCUCUACCCAUGAAACCCUACACUCAUCCAGCUAUGACUGACCUGAUGAAGCAGGUGCUGUGUGACCUGCUGAACGCCUUGACCGCCCCGAGCGAACCCUCCCCUCCACCGACGGCAGCAGCAACAGAAGCUUCGAGCCAAGGCGGCACCAAUGACAAGAAGGCCUCCUCUGCCGCGGCUGCUACAGUCAACCCGCCGGCGGAGAUCGGCCUGGGGCUACGGGAGAUCGGUGACGAGCUCCUGCAGUUCUACAGCGGUGGGCGGAAUCUCCAGGGCAACCGCAUCACCACACAGCGCCUGGACAGUGGCACGGACGCGGCCAAUGCAGACGAGGAGCACGGGGCAGUCCUGGCCUACAUCCUGGACCACCUGCUGCCCCAGUGCCAGACGGCCGGGGACAAGGACUGCCCGGCCCUGGCCCAGGUGCUGUUGGCCAGCAUCGCCUCCAGCAACCACAGCCCCGAGGCACAGUCCAUCCUGGUGACGGAGACCAAGGCCGCCCUGGCCCGGGCCCUGGCCCUGCCGGAGAGCUCGGAGAAGCAUGUCCGUGUCCAGUCGCUCACGUUGCUGAUCAGCGUCAUGAUCGAGGCUUGCCCGCCCCCGGGCUCGGCCCAGCAGCAGCAGCAAGGAGGGGGCUACGGCAGCAAGCACCACCCAAGUGCCAUGAACAACAUGAUUCGCCUGCUGCUGCGCAAGGGGCUGGCGGUGGACCUUGCCCGCGUCCCCCACAGCCUGGAUCUGUCCAGCCCCAACAUGGCUGCCACCGUCAACUCGGCGCUUAAGCCCCUGGAGACGCUGUCACGUGUGGUCAACCAGCCCAGCCCUGGGGUGGGCACCGGCCUGGGGAAGGCGGUCCUCAAGCCGCGGGCUGGAAUCGGGCGCAGUUCGGCUCUGGAGGAUGUCGGGCACUCCCGCAGUGUCACCGGCAACUCACUGCAAAGUGGGAACAGUCUGGCCGCAAUGGGCGAGCUGCGAGGUGGGGUCUCCCGUGGGAACACAGGACUUCUUAGCCAAAACCUUCAGGAUGUCAUCAACAACACUCCGACAUCACAGGCCACUGCUGCCAUGGAGAGUCGCACAGAGCUCGACGACAUCAUGGACGAGCUGUUAGAGAGGGGUCGGGAGCCGACAUCCAUCUUGGGAGAGACCCUGAUAGCGACUGGUCCCGAGAGGCUGGGGUCCUUGGGCUCUGGGUUCCUUGACCAAGCGGGUGAUGCCUCUCAAGAUGAGAUGGUGAUCACCAUGACGGACGAAGGCGAGGAGAUGGACCACGCCAUGGAGGAUGCAGAGAUGAAUAAUCACCAUAGCAACGAAGAAGAAACGGCUGACAUUGACGGGGAUGGGGACAGCGUCCAUGACGGAGAUUCAGCAGCCGAAAGCGAUUCUGAUGAUGAUAGUGAAGAUCAAAGGGAUGAGGAAGAGUGUGACGAGGACUGCGUGGAAUGCGAGGAAGAAGACGAAGAGGAGGAGGAGGAGGAAGAGGAGGAAGAUGAAGAGGAACACGAAGGCUCGGACAUGGACAUGGAGUACGAUUAUUACGACGACCUGGAGGAAUCCUACUUUGGCGUGGCAGAUCGCGACGAGGACCUCUUCAUACAACUCGAGGAUGUAUUCCCGGGUGAAUCCUACCACCACGGAUCAAUACUAGGAGUGCCCGCGUCCAUCCGCACGUACCAGCUGCCCGUAGCAGUCCAUGAUGAUAAUGCAAAUGGUCCCAGCAUCCCGGCCGCACCAAGUGCCGUGACCACCCACCACCCUCUCCUCAUCCGCCACGCCGAUCACACCAACCUGACUCAUGGCUUUGGCAGCAGCAGUGCGGCGGCUGCGGCGGGGGGUGCCCGCAGCCACCGUCCCAGGGGCCAGCGGGGUCACCGGCACGGCCAGAACCCCACCCAGACCGUCCACAUCUACCACUCGGGCAACGCCCGGCCCCCAAGCGUGCCCACCAUUCUCAGGCUUCUCGGUCUGUCGUCGGCCGCCGACAUCGUCCAGCUGACCUCGGGCGGCGCCAGCACCACCUCCUCCAGUAGCCAGACCCGCAUCUACCUAGCCGACUCGGCCGACGACCCCAUGAUGCUGGGGGGCCGGGGAGGGGGCGGGGCCGGCGGCUAUGAGGGCUUGUAUGAGGACCUGUACCAGGACAACCUGAACGAGGGCUACUUGGCUGGCUCGGACCCAGUCUCCAGCGUGCCCACCACCUACCAGCGCUGGGACGAAGAGGCCAGGCUGCUAGAUGGAGCCAGCAUGCAUGACUGUGUACAGGCCCUGAAACCAGACCUCAUCGAGCUCCUGGAGAAGCACAGGGACGAGGAGCUCGCCGAGCGCCGGGAGAAGCGGCGCAAGCAGGCGGAGGAAGAGGCAGCCAAGAAGGCCCAGGAGGAGACAGAGCAGGCCCCCAAGAAGAGGGAUGCCAAGAAGUUCCUGGAGGAGCUGUGCAAGGAGGAGGAGGACGAAGAGGAUGAGGCAGGAGACAAGACUGCGGCGGAGGGCAACAAGGAGAAAGAAGAGAAGAUGGAGGUGACAGAGGGCGAGUCACAAAGUGAAGCAACAACCUCCAGCAUGCCUGAUGCCUCUGGUAGCCCAACACCGGCCGAUCUGACAGCCGGCAUCAACGAAUUGGCUUCAUCCAUAGCGGCUGCAGCCGUGGGCCUGCGUACAUCGUCACUGGUACCCGGCAGCCAGGCCGCGUCGCUGACCGCCUCCGGGGCACCCAGCUUGCUUUCCCCUGAUUCCUCAUCGUUUGUCUCCACAGCGACCACAAUGGUUCCAGCGAUCAGUUCCAUGGAGAGUCUCCCAGUCGUGCCCUUGGCUACCACAGACCGGUCAACUGGCGAGGUGGUGACUUGCUCCGUCCCCAUCACCACCACUGACCCCCAGCUGGUCACGGUGGUGGCUUCUACUGCCACGCCCCCACUGUCGGUCAUGUCCAUGCCUUCCAGCCAAGACCCGUCCACCGCAGCGAGUGCCGGCAUCAGCAGCAGCAGCAGCAGCAGCAACAGCGGCAUUGCCCAGGGUGCAGCGGUCGUGUCAACGUCAUCGUCAAGCUUUGCCCGGGCCUCCACCAUCCUGGCUUCAGAGCCCACGUUUGCCUCCCUGCUGGCCCAGGACUACCCCGUGCCGGGGGCCAGCCCCAGCGUGCCAGCCACCACAGCAGGUUCAUCUGUUUCCAGUCAGCCUCCAGCCUCCUCUACCUCCACCUUGGCAGUCACGGAGCAAACCAGCAGUCAAGGUGCCGACACUCCACCCUCUGACCCGUCCGGGAGCAGCGACGCCCUUGGUGAUAUCAAGCUACCCGAGGGAGUGGACCCGUCUUUCUUAGCCGCCCUCCCGGAGAGCAUCCGGCAGGAGGUCCUGAGAGAGCACCUGGGCAUCCGUCACUCCCAGCCUCCCGCCUCCUUUGCCUCUUCCUCUUCGGCGGGCGCUGGCACCUCUGGCAGCACCCUGACCGUGCCCACCAGCUCGAGCGCUGCUUCAGCAGCCGCUGCUGCGACGACAACGCUAGAUCCUAACAGCUCCAUCAGCCAGGUCAAUCCGGAGUUCCUGGCAGCCUUGCCUCUCCACAUACAAGAGGAGGUCCUCGCCCAAGAGAGGGCGGAGCAGCAACGCCUGCUGGCCAGCCAGCAGUCGGCCACAGCCGCCGCUGCAGCUGCCUCGGAGCCCGUGGAUCCGGCCGCCUUCAUCCAGAACCUGCCCCCCGGCCUGCGCCAGACGGUGCUGGCCGACAUGGACGACUCGGUGCUGGCCCUGCUGCCCCAGGAGCUGGCGGCCGAGGCCCAGGCCCUGCGCAUCGAUCGGGUGCUACGCCACCGCCAGCUGAUGCAGGAGCGGCUGCUGAGGGAGACGGGUAUGCUGGGUGCUAUCCUCCAGAGUUCAGGCCUGUCCAGUCGGCUCGGGCAGGGGGGCAUUUACCGUCUGUCGGUUCCGCGGUCUACCAGCGGUUACUCCUGGAGCUGGGGCAGCGGCUCACGGGGUCUGAGCACGGCCCGCAGCGGCUCGGCCAACACCACCACCACAGCCAGCGGUGGCCUGGCGCAGUUCCAGGGACGGCAGCUGGUGGACCUUGAGGCCCUGACCUGCCUUCUGGUGCUGCUCUUUGUCAAUGAGCCCAAGCUGAACACAGCCCGGCUGCACCGUGUACUGCGCAACCUCAGCUACCAUCCCUCUACCCGCCAGUGGAUCCUGCAGGCCCUGCUCGGCAUCCUGGAGAGGACCAGCGGCUCACCUGUCAAGGGCACCCCGAUGCUCCAGGAGAGCCGGGUCACCGUUGGCGGGAGCGUGCCAGGCGGCAGCGAUGUGGAUACGGGUUCCCGGGGGGACGGCAGGAUCAAUCAGCACCAACAGCAGCAGCCGUCGUGGCUUUCCAUCAGCAUGGACGCUGCCUUGGGCUGCCGGGCCAGCGUCUUCCAAGUCCAGCGGGGCAGCAGCAAGAAGACCAGUGACCGCCAGGGAGCCCUGGUCUGCAUCCACCCCCAGGCUGCGCCCCUCGUCUGCCGGCACGUCCUCGAAACUCUGGUCUCACUGGCCAAGGUGUUCCCCCACCAGUUUGUCCCCCAGAGACCCAAGGACCUGCAAAAGAGUGCAUCAGAGAGCGGCAGUGGUAGCAGUAUCAAACUAGGGGAUACGGCGACCCCCUUGUCACAGUCAGAUAGCCUGACUUCAAAUCUGAGCCAGACAUCUACCUCCGGCGGCAAAGCUGGCUCUUCUUCCUCCUCUUCCCGGCUAGAGGCGGAGUUCUGGGACCUCCUGGUGCGGCUGGACAACACCUCGCUGGGGCGCAAGGGGAAGAUGACCAGCAAGUCGUCCGGCUCGGCCCUGGACAAGGACGGCAAGCGCGGAGCAGACACGGCCCACUCGCCCAUGGCCGUACUGAUGGGCAUGUUGGCCCACCCCGUCGUACGCCGCAGCACAGCGCUGACGGACAAGAUGCUGCACCUGCUGUCGUUGGUGUCGGCGUCCUUACCCGAGACGGAUAAAAGGGACAAGAUUGAUCAGUCAACAAUCAAGAGCAUUGCCAGACUGAGCAGGCAAACAGCCGAACCAGCUCAGCCCUGCACGCCGGCCCAGUCGAGGCAUGAUUCGGUCAGCGAUGGCACGGUUACACCCUCGAUCACCGACUCCGCCUCUGGGGAGCGACAGCAGGCACCGUCCACGACGAGCAGUGCCGGAAGCCCCAUGGACACCGCAUCCAUCACGGAUGUAAGCGACACUCAGGAAUUGGAAGCAGACAAGCGGGAAGAGAAACAGGCUGCCGAGGCUGCCGAGAAGACCAUCAUAGAGGAACGGCUACUCAAGCUGGCUGUCGAUGUUCUGACGGCUCACAGCUGCUCCGAGGAUGGCCUGGAGGACGCCACCACGUUACUCAUGCAGCUGUCGCGGGGCCACGGCUUCACCAGACAGACGGUGCUAGCCCUGCUGCUGGAGGGAGCCAAAGAGAUCGGCUACGCACUCUGCAGCGACAUUAAAAAGCUCUUGGCAGAGGUGCAUCAGUACCAGGAAACGUCAGAGCUGAACAGCGAAGACGAAGCGUCCACUUCUGCCGGUGCAUCGUCAGGCCACGCGGCAGCGGGGACCCUGCGCGACCGCUUCAACCCAAGCACCAGCGUGGUAGUGAGCGCCGCCACUCGGCGGCCGGGCAACGCCAAGCGCAGCGGCUUUGAGCUGCGGCUGCCCUCUAUGGCACUCUUCACAGCCAAGAUGUCCAACCAGAACCUCUUCCUGCGCAUGCUGAAGGUGGUGGUGCAGCUGAAGGAGGCGGCCAAGAAGGCCGCCAGGAAAGCCUCCGCCCUCAGCAAAAGCUUGAGUGGGACAGCCAGUCAUCUGGCUGCUGCCGUUGCAGCGUUGGAGGCCAACGCCAGCGAACACAUGGAAGCCAUGAACCGUAGAGGGCAGGCUGCUGUCAGGACAUCGCAGGACGCAAUCGUCACUACAUCGCCCGUCACUGGCACCAGCACACCGACCACCACUGCUGCGGCUGCAGCCUCCGGGGUCACGUCCACCCCAACGCCCGCCUCUCUUCCACAGCAGCAGUCUGGUGUCGCCGCAGCCGGUCAGACCUCCGGAUCCAGCAGCAGCAGCAGCAGGACUGCGAGCGGUGGAUCUGCGGCGGCCGAAACCCCCAUGGAGGUGGACCAGCCAACUCUGACCAGCGUUCAGCAGGGGGUGGCCGCGCUCAAGCAGGCAUCGCUGGACAUGCAAGGAGCGGGUAGCAGCAAAGCUGACGAGCCUGAAGACAAUGAGCCCCGUCUGAGCAGUCAGCUGGCUCUGGACGAGCUGUGGGACACCCUGAGCGCCUGCCUGACGGACUUGUCUCAGACCCCCGAUCACCACUCCGUGCUGGUCCUUCAGCCAGCCGUGGAGGCCUUCUUCCUGGUCCACGCCUCGGAGAAGGAUGGCGCCAGGGACGCCUUGGCAGGCGGCAAGCCCCCGCUGGCCAGGGACGGCAGCCUGUCACAGCCUGUGCCGGACUCGGCGCCGCUCUCCCCCAUGCCGCUGUCCGCGGGCGGCCUGACCACCAGCGGGGCGGGGUCGUUCUUUGCCCGGGAGAGUUCGGUCACCUCCAUCGUUACAACCAACAUGCCGCUUGACACCCAAAAGUUCCUCAGCUUUGCCGAGAUGCACCGUAACGUGCUGAACCAGAUCCUGCGCCAGUCCACCGUCCACCUAUCAGAGGGGCCCUUCUCUGUCCUGGUCAACCACGUACGCAUCCUGGACUUUGACGUCAAGCGCCGCUACUUCCGGCAGGAGCUGGAGCGGCUAGACGAAGGGGCCCGCCGGGAGGACAUGGCAGUCCACGUCCGGCGCGAGCACGUCUUUGAGGAUUCGUACCGGGAGCUGCAUCGGCGCUCGCCGGAGGAGUGGAAGAACCGCUUCUAUGUGCUCUUUGAAGGGGAAGAGGGGCAGGAUGCUGGGGGACUGCUCAGGGAGUGGUACCUCAUCAUCUCAAAGGAGAUCUUCAAUCCCAUGUACGCCCUCUUCAAGGUGUCGCCCGGCGACCGCGUCACCUACCUACCCAACCCUGCCUCCCACUGCAACUCCAACCACCUCAGCUACUUCAAGUUUGUGGGCCGCAUCAUCGCCAAGGCCAUCUACGACAACAAGCUCUUGGACUGUUACUUCUCCCGUUCCUACUACAAGCACAUCUUGGGAAAGCCAGUCAAGUACACUGACAUGGAGAGUGAGGACUACUCAUUCUACCAAGGUCUGGUUUUCCUGCUGGAGCAUUCGGUCACUGAGCUAGGCUAUGAGUUGACGUUUAGCACAGAGAUCGAGGAGUUUGGCGUGACUGAAAUCCGUGACCUGAAGCCCAACGGCCGCAACAUCCCCGUGACCGCAGAGAACAAGCUGGAGUACGUGCACCUGGUCUGCCAGAUGAAGAUGACGGGUGCCAUCCGCAAGCAGCUGGACAGCUUCCUGGAGGGCUUCUACGACAUCAUCCCCAAGCGGCUCAUCUCCAUCUUCAACGAGCAGGAGCUGGAGCUGCUGAUCUCGGGCCUGCCCACCAUUGACGUGGAUGACCUCAAGGCCAACACUGAGUAUCACAAGUACCAGGCCAACUCCUUGCAGAUCCAGUGGUUUUGGCGCGCCCUGCGCUCCUUCGACCAAGCCAUCCGCGCGAAGUUUCUCCAGUUUGUGACGGGGACCUCCAAGGUCCCCCUGCAGGGUUUUGCCUCGCUGGAGGGCAUGAACGGACCCCAGAAGUUCCAGAUUCACCGGGAUGACCGGUCCACAGACAGGUUACCCACUGCCCACACAUGCUUCAACCAGCUGGAUCUCCCAGCCUACGAGACGUACGACAAACUACGCAAGAUGUUACUGCUGGCCAUCGAGGAGUGUACAGAAGGCUUUGGCCUGGCCUGAAACCGGAGGAUAGAGAGAAAUCCCUGAGACACUAUGCUUGGAUCACCCGUGGUUUAUCCCCUUGAAGUUUUUAAGGUUUUGCUCCAUUGCCUUGGGCAUGAAAACCCUUUAAUCUGGUUUGGGGCCCUUGUGUUUGGCCAACCCCUGUUAUAAAUCCCUGUCAAUAAAAUCUACAAUCAGCACUCAGUAAUUCUCACUGCAGCCAUAUUGAAUGUCAGCAGUAUUAAAAUUUUCUCUUGAAAUGAUUGAAAACUUUUCCUUAAGACUGUUAUUCUUAAGGUCACUUUCCUUCUUGCUUUUGCGUUUUGUUUUAUGCUCUACAAAAUACAGUCUGAGCAACAGGGCACUCCAGUUGCUUUAUAGUUUGAUGGAGGAUUCAGAAAUUCCUUUUCUGAGUCAAGAAUGAUAUGGCUUCUGAUAUUAAUAAUGCUUCCUUGUAUAUAGGACUGGUUUCCCCCAGUGAGUCCUUUCUUUUGUGGUCAGUUUAUUGACAAUUCUGCAUUGUUGCGCCUCAAAGGGGGUUAGGUGACCUCAGGAAGUGGCUCUUGAGGCCACAUGAAAUACAGGCCAGACGUGGCCGCUCAGGCCUUCGAAUAGAUGUCUAGGUACUCACGUGACUUGGCUGUGCAUCAGCACUUGGCUGUGCAUUGGCACUCGGCUGUGCAUUGGCACUCAGCUGGGCAUUGGAACUUGGCUGUGCAUUGGCACUCACCUGUGCAUUGGUACUCGGCUGUGCAUUGGCACUUGGCUGUGCAUUGGCACUCGGCUAUGUAUUGUCCCAUGCUGGCUGUUGGCAGGUCCCAGUUCAAUGCCAACGCAAUGGCUUGCUGACGGGCCACUGUGGCCGCCAAAUGUAAACCAAUCUGGCUUUCUGAGCACGCAGCUACAUUAAGCAAGGUCCCGUAUCAUCCAGUAUCUCACCUGGAAAUAUGCUGUACCAAUUUUGUGUGCUCAACAAACAAGAGAUCUUCAAAAAGUAGCAGGUGACAACGUGGAAGGAUGUAUUGAACGACAUAUCUGCAAUAGCUCUUAUGCCAAAUGAGCAUUGCCUGAUCUGAUGAUGAUUCCCUUGUUGAGAGUUUUUCAAGUCAUAAAGAUCCAACCACUGUUCUUUUAGUCACAUUUCAAGUCAGAGACUGUUCCUUAGGGUCAUUCUUGUGACUUUUAACUAGGGGUUUGAUUUGGGAGUGGUUUGAUGGCAACUCUGAAGCUCUUGGCACGAGCAUUUUUUUUACACGGACCACUGAUGUUGUGCUUUGUGAAUGGGUGAUCAUUGGGAUCUAUAAACUAACCUGGAGUAGUGCCAACAUAAAGGGUACCAAAGGUUAGGAGACCAGUCCAGCAUUGUACAGAAACCCCAGAAGCAGGAAUAUUGUCAGAGAUCAAUUUUUGAGAAAGACUUUCAAUCAACUUCUCUACGUUUGAGGAGAUUCCUGACCAUCUAUUGAAUGCCUGUGAAAAUACCAUAACGUUGAUUUUUUUUCUUUUGUUUCUCGCUUUCUCUUUGGAAAAUAUCUGGGACAGUUUAUAAACCGUUUGUAGGAGUUCGGUAUGCUAAGUUUUGCAUGGAAGGAACGCAGUUGAUGGCGUUCGAAUGUUGAAAAUGGUUUUUUUGCUGAUUCCAAAUGCCAGUUUUAUAUUUCCUAAACAAGCAAUUUAAACAAGAAAGACAAGGUGCAUCAUACAUAAUUAUAUUACUUAAGUAUAAGGAAUAUACUGUUGUACCAAAACAAUUGGUAGAACUUGUUUGCUUUCACCAGUCUAGGUAUGAAUUAGUUCUGAGUGUAGGGUAGUCUUGAAAAGUAUAUUCUAGGUAUAGUCAUUAUAGAAAUGAUAUUGUAUGUUACAGAUUUAUGCAUUUAAAUAGCUUUUUGGUCAGAAGCAUGAUGACAUUCUUUGUAAAAUUCAUUAUGCUUUUGUUGGUAAAAAAUGUAUUGAAAAUAAUUUAAUCCAGCUCAAGUGAAAGGAAAGUGUUGAAGUUUUUGCUAUGCGUUUGAAUUUUUGCUAGGCGAACAUUGUCCAUCUUUUUUCUCCCGAUCCGUGGGUAUUGCAGAAACGUACUCUCAACUUUCUCUUUCGAAGACGUGAAUUUGCACACUGGGUAAUUUAUGUGUUUCUACAUCUCACUUGAAUACAACCGUCGUAGUAGAUUAUAUGCUCAGUGGAAAGUCUCGCGUUUAUGUCGUCAGUUUCGUAUGAAAUCUGUUUUAAUUUUCUGGACUUCCAUUUCUUAUUUUGAGGUAUAAUUAUUCACAGGUUCCAACUUUCCGUAGGCUUUCUUUCCUGGGCGAGAUACUGAAUGAAAGUGUAAAAAUUAAGCUGGUGGAAAGACUGCCGCUGUUGCUUCGUUUAACCCUUGACUCUAUUUACUUCCUUUUUCGAGGGAAUGGGUGUAUAAAACCGAAGAAACGUUAUCUGUAUUAAAACAGUUUGAAUUCUGUGAAUAAAAUGAUGUUCCGGAAAUUUCG
This is a messenger RNA of Acanthaster planci (crown-of-thorns starfish), 16496 nucleotides long. RefSeq names its product E3 ubiquitin-protein ligase HUWE1-like. Gene Ontology annotation, cellular component: nucleus; cytoplasm. Gene Ontology annotation, molecular function: zinc ion binding; protein binding; ubiquitin protein ligase activity. Gene Ontology annotation, biological process: ubiquitin-dependent protein catabolic process; protein polyubiquitination. The record is from RefSeq and is a predicted model, not a curated record. NCBI's taxonomy places the organism in Eukaryota, Metazoa, Echinodermata, Asteroidea, Valvatida, Acanthasteridae.